Molecule: messenger RNA, 2484 nt
Organism: Fopius arisanus
Lineage: Eukaryota; Metazoa; Arthropoda; Insecta; Hymenoptera; Braconidae
Gene: RYa-R
Product: RYamide receptor
Exons: 7
Coding region: 669-1997 (442 amino acids)
Biological process (GO): neuropeptide signaling pathway
Cellular component (GO): plasma membrane
Molecular function (GO): neuropeptide Y receptor activity
Source: RefSeq, a predicted model, not a curated record
ACCCGCGCUUAUUUUUUCCCCCUUGAAUUAUUCCGCGGAAACUACAAGUCAAGACAAAAAUAAUAAUCUGUAUAAUAAUGUAUAAUAAUAACUGUAUGAAAAUAAACUAGAAAUUUCCAGAAAAUUCAACGCCCGCAUCUUUGACGUCUCGCAUCGCGCCAUUAAUUAAUAAUAAUUAAUAAAAAUCCGGGGUAAUUCAAUAUUAUAGUGAUAUUUAAUCAUGGGAAUUGAAGGACUUAUGUCCGGGCAUUUGUUAUAAAAUAUUCUGAAUGUUAAGUGCACAGUCGUCGGUUUGCGAAUUUCAAUGACUGUUCGAUUUUCUUUUAUGAAUUUUAAUUUAUUUGUAUUUACUGUUCAAAUAUGAAAUGAGUGAUUGUUCUUGGGGUCUCGAAUAAAUCUUGAAUAAUCACUUUGGAAUUGAAUAAAAUAAAAUACUGAAUCGGUGUAAAAAAAAUGAGGUUUCAUUUAAAAUGUGAAAAUUGGCGUGCGUGAUUUUCAAAGUGAUUGAAAGUAAAUAUUGGGUGAGAAUUCCCGAUGUAAACCGAGUGAACAUGUGAGGCUGGAUAUUACUGAAAUUGCAAUGAGGGACACGAGAAAGAGACACCUCUGAGGAACAACUGUCCGUCAUUUUGAGUGACAAUCAUGAUAUUGAAUUGGUACCAGCAGCAAUGAUAAACGGGACCAUCUCGUCUCUAAAUAGCGAGAUGGAAGCAGCUCUGAAUGUCACAAUAACUGGUAAAAAUUGGAGUGAGGAGAAUCUAACAACGAAUCAACACGACGCAUACCCCUGCGAUGAAUUUCUACCAUCAACCAGUAUCUUAGCAGCGACAUGGUUCCAGACAAUGCUCUAUGUACUGUACGGUACAAUAUUCGUUGUAGCAUUAUUUGGUAAUGCCCUGGUAUGUUACGUUGUAUGGAGCAGUCCACCAAUGAAAACAGUAACAAACUACUUUAUUGUUAAUCUUGCCUUUGGGGAUAUACUCAUGGCUGUAUUCUGUGUACCAACGAGCUUUGUCAGUACACUUAUUCUCCAGUACUGGCCAUUUGGCUCGGAGAUGUGUCCCAGUGUCAAUUAUUCCCAGGCUGUUUCGGUUCUCGUGAGUGCUUACACUCUCGUGACCAUCAGCAUUGAUCGAUACGUUGCGAUUAUGUGGCCCUUGAAGCCACGAAUGAAUAAGGGACAGGCGAAAUUAUUGAUCUUGGCUGUUUGGUUAUUAGCCUUGACGGUUUCGUCGCCGAUUGCUGUUGUUUCCCGGUUGUUGCAGCCCAAUGACAAAUACAAAAUGUGCAAUCAGUUUAUUUGUCAGGAGUAUUGGCCGUCGGCGCAUCAGAGGUAUUAUUACUCAAUAGCGUUGCUGGUCCUUCAGUACCUGGUCCCCUUGGUGGUCCUUAUGUUUACCUACAGCAGCAUCGCCAUCAGGGUGUGGGGAAAACGACCCCCUGGCGAGGCCGAAAACACGAGGGAUCGGAAAAUGGCGAAAUCCAAACGAAAGAUGAUAAAAAUGAUGAUGACAGUGGUUAUCGCGUUCACGAUCUGCUGGUUACCCUUCAAUGUUCUCACGCUGGUGCUGGACAAUAAUGAGAGCAUAAAUAGCUGGAGAGGAUUGCCAUUCGCUUGGACAGCCCUCCACUGGCUCUCAAUGUCCCAUUCCUGUUACAAUCCUGUUAUUUAUUGCUGGAUGAGUGGCAAAUUUCGAUUGGGAUUUAUAAAGGCCCUGGGACGAAUACCCGGACUCAGGAAAUUAUUGCCAGAUCGAAGACUAGCCGCUUACAACACUAGCACUGCAGGAGUGCCACUCACGGGUUUCGACGGGGCUAAUUGCACGGGACUUCGUAGAAUGAACACCUGUACAACUUACGUCAGUGUAAGAAGAAAAACAGAUGUAUGUCAUGGAAUGCCAGUGAGAAGUGCCAGUUUCCGGCAUUGCGAGCCCGCGAGAUCGAAUCAGCACCGAAUUUUCAUGAAACUCGAGGGUCAAGCCGAAGACCAGAUCUAACUAAUUUUCUUUCGCUCUCAAGACCUCUAAUUCCUUAUCGCAAUUUUAAUUUUCCCGCAAUAAUUUUCAAUUUUUUUUAUUCCCAUGUCUUAUUUUUUCAGGAAUAACCAAAAAUAUUGUUUUGAAUAAGAAUAAACAUUUUCGUUUGGCACUUCGCGAUUUUAUUCUCUGAAUUCAUUAUCAACAAUUAAAAUAUAACAUUCAUUAAAAAGAGAUGUAAAAUUUUCUCAAUUACAAAUUCCAAAGGCUCAUCACAGGAAAGUCUGAUAAUUCAUUUGAAGAACAGAGAAUAAUAUGUGAGUGAAAUAUUCAAUGUUGAUCUCACAGUUUAACAAUUAAGACUGGACAAUCUUAAUGAUUGCAAUUUAACUAUUUAUAAAUGUCAAAAAAAUGUUAAAUGUUGGAGUUCAAUUGGAAGAUCCAAUUUUCAAGAAACAUCUGUAUAUAAUACUAUACGAGCCCAAAGAACAAAAAAAAAUCCCACAAA